Messenger RNA from Cladocopium goreaui, 1666 nucleotides. The record is from the annotation of a GenBank genome assembly. NCBI's taxonomy places the organism in Eukaryota, Dinophyceae, Suessiales, Symbiodiniaceae.
GACCUGGUGACAGGUUGGCUGAGUCGCUUCACUGCCGCCCUGGAGCAGGGGGCAGUGAGCAAUGGCAUCUUUGCUGCCGAAUGCUACUGGAGGGAUCUGGUAGCCUUCACCUGGAAUCUGAAAACCAUGGAGGGCCAGGAGGCAAUCGAAGAGAUGGUGAAGACCGUGAAGCCCAAAGCCACCUGGGCCAUCAAAGGUGAUGCGCAAGACGCCGGCGAGGGUCGCGUGGAAGCAUGGCUCACUUUCGAAACGGAGCUGCUCCAUGGGGUGGGUCAUGUGCGGCUGAAUGCGGAUGGCACAUGUUGGACCCUGAUGACCGCAGCAGAUCAGCUGAAAGCUGCUCCGGAUCCGUCAGGGCCUAACCGCUCUGAGGGAAGGCCCUAUGGUUCCAUACGAGGUCGUGUGCCAAUCACCACGCAAGCGGAAGAGAAGAGAGCAGCCCUUGGAGUUGAUGAAGAACCUUUUGUGGUCAUCGUUGGCGGUGGCCAAUGCGGCCUGGCUCUGGCCACACGGCUGCAGCGGAUGUCGGUGCCCUACGUGGUGCUGGACCAAAAUCCGCGGCCCGGGGACAGCUGGCGCAACCGCUACGACUGCCUCCACCUGCACGAUCCCAUCUUCGCCAAUCAUCUGCCGCACCUGCCGCUGCCGGACCACUGGCCACUGUGGAUGCACAAGGAUCAGAUGGCCCAUUGGUUGGAUGUCUAUGCUUCGGCCAUGGAAGUGAACUUCUGGGGCAGUUCCACUUGUUCCUCCGCCAGUUGGGACGCAACGCAGAAGCAAUGGCUGGUGAAGGUCUCUCGCGAGGGAUCAGAGGUGACAUUGAGACCGAAACACCUGGUGCUGGCCACGGGUUUGUAUGGCAGCCCCAUGAUGCCCGAGCUGCAAAAUCGCGAGAGCUUCAAGGGCGAGGUGAUGCAUUCCUCCGCCUACAAAAAUGGGAAGAGCUACCAAGGCAAGAAGGCAGUGGUGGUGGGUUCCAAUACCUCUGCACACGACAUUGCCGAAGACCUUUGGGAAUGCGGCGCUGAAGUGACGAUGGUGCAACGUAGCGCCACCAUGGUGAUCCACAUCGACACCCAGCUGGAGACGGUCUUCGAUCUCUACAACGACGCCGCCCAGGCGAAAGGCAUCACCACUGAGGAAGCGGAUUUGAAGAGCACCACGAUGCCCUACCGCAUCGUCACGGAGCUCCAGAAGAAGCGUUGCAAAGAGAUCAAGGAGAAGGAUGCGGAGUACUACAAACAACUGGAAGAUGCCGGUUUUCGCCUGGAUUUCGGCGAAGACGAGAGCGCCAACAUCAUGAUGUUCCUCCGCCGUGGCUGCGGGUACUAUUUCGACACGGGCGCUUCUGAUUUGAUCAUCAAACGAGAGGUGCAAUUGAAGCACGGCUCAGUGACCGGCCUCUCGGGCUCCGGCUGUGUGCUCUCGGACGGCCAGACGCUCGACGCGGAGCUGGUGGUGAUGGCGACGGGGUAUCGACCGCUGAACGAGGCGGUGGAGAAGUUUUUGGGCAAAGAGGUCUCCGCGAAGCUGGGCCGCGUCUGGGGGUUGGGCUCCAACAUCGGACCCAACGACCCAGGGCCCUGGCAAGGCGAGCUGCGGAACAUGUGGAAACCCACAGCGCAGGAAGGGCUUUGGGUGCAGGGCGGCAACUUGGGACUGUCUC